AUGAACACAUUCAGAAACAAUCUCAAUGAAGAAAGAGAAAAAAGAAUGAAUAAAAAACAUUACACAAACCAAAACAAGCAUUUUAAUAAUUUAGGAAGAAAUAAUAAAGUAAAUAUUAAGAAUAUUAAAACCUUGUAUAAUAUUUUUUCAUAUGUUGAAAAAGAAAAUACACAAGAAAAUGAUAAUAUUAUUUUAAAUGAAUAUCAAUUUAAUUCACAUAUAAAAGAAUCUUCCAAUAUAAAAGAAACAAAAAUUUGUAGCAAAACAAAAUAUAAUUAUGAUCAAAGUUAUAUUGAAAACUAUGAUUUUUAUCAUACAGAUAAUAUAAUAAAAAAUAAUAAUAUGCAAAAUGUUAAUAUGAAAGAAAAUUAUUCAGUGCAUACUUUAUAUAAUCAUCAUACAUAUUUACAUGAUAAUAAAAAUAAUGAGGAUUAUAAUAUUCUUAAUAUUCAUUUACAAAAUGAAGAAAUAGAAAAAAAAAAAAAAAAAAAAAAUUACACAACACACUGUAACAUCAAGGACAACUUAUUUAACCUUGAAAAAAAAAAUGUACAAAAUAAAAUUAAAGAACACGAAAAUUUUCAUAAUCUUCUAGAUAUUCAAAACAUAGACGACAACAAAAAAAAAAAUAAUAGUAAUAAUAAUAGUAAUAAUAAUAGUAAUAAUAAUAAUAAUAAUAAUAAUAAUAAUAAUAAUAAUGGUGAUGGAAAAAUAAUUGAUCCACUAGAUGUUUCUCUUCAAACCCAUACCCAUAAAAAACCAAAAGAAUCAUCUUUUAUUAAUCGAACAAAUGAAAAUUUAAUAAACUGGUCAAAUGAAACUAAUAAUAUAAAAAGUCCAAAUAACACAAAUGACUUUUAUAACAUUUGUCAUAUUAAUAAUGUUGAAAAUAUAAGUACCAAUGAUAAUUUAAAUAAUUCUUUCGAUAUUUUAUUAAACCUUGAUUUUAAUUAUAACGAAAAAAAUAAACAUAUUAAUAAAUGUAACCAUUCUGUAAAUAAUAACACUACAAGUGAAAACUAUACAUAUUCAACAUUCUCAUCUUUAGAAAAAAAAAAUGAACAAGUAGAACAAAUAAAUCAUGAUAUUUUUUCAUUCAAUAUAUUACAAAAUGAAAAAAAUGUAAUGAAACAAAAUGUUAUUCAUCAUCAUGAUCUUCAUAACAGUAAUAAUUAUAAUAAAAUAAAUGAUAAUAAUAUUCAUACAGUUUCUUAUAAUAAUAUUAAUUUAAUAAAUGAAGAUAUAUUUUUUACAAACAAUUGCAAUGAAAUAAAAAAUAUAAUCAAUAAUGAAAAUAUUAAUUCUACAAACCAUUCUGAUAUUAUUAAUUUAUAUACUGAUAAACAUAUUCCUCAUAAACCUCAAACUCAAAAUGAAAUGUAUGAUUUACUCAAUUUUGAAAUGAAUGACCAAAAUAUAUCCCAUAAUAAUACAUACACAUAUGAACAUCAUCCAAAUUUAAAGAUGGAAAGGUUUCAAGACAAUGCAUUCAUUUCUUAUGAAAAAGAAAAAGAUAUAAUAUUAACAGAAAAGAAAUCAAACCAAAUAAAUUCAGAUAUUCUGAAUUAUAAUUUAAAAGAUUGGGAAGAUAUUUGUAAAGAUGAAAAUUAUACAAAAAGGGAAGAUAUUUUUAAUGUGGAAAUGGAUACUCAAAAUGGGAAAAUGGCUAGUCAAAAUGUGAAAAUGGAUAGUCAACAUGUACAAAUGGCUAGUCAACAUGUACAAAUGGCUAGUCCACAUGUACAAAUGGCUAGUCAACAUGUGCAUACUUUUAGUGACAAUUUACAAAUGGACAAACACAACAUUUCCAUAAUUAAUGAUAAUGUUGGAAUUUCUUGUGACAAUGUUCAAUUGCCUAUUCAAAGUAACGAUAGAGUAAAGGAUCAAUUUUAUGAAAAUUGUGAUGAAUUAUUUUAUGAGAAUAUUGAGAAUGUUGAACAAAAUAUAUAUAGGAAAGAUUUUUUUUUUUUCAAUGAUUAUAAUAAUGACCAUGAAAUUUAUUGCGAAAAAUUCUCUCGAAGUAUAUAUGAAAACAGUUUACGUAAUGAAAAAGAGGAGAAAAUAAAAAAUGAUCAAUUAAUAGAAUUAAGUGAUGAUAUAUAUUCAUUAAAAGAAAAUUAUGAAGGAAGUGAUGAAGGUGUUCUUAUACAUAAAAAUAAAAUUAAAAUUAAAAAUGAUUAUGAUGAUGAUGAUGAUAAUACCUUUUCAUUGGAUAUGAAUAAAAACAGUUGUUAUAUUAUUUCAAAAAGUAAUAAUGUGGAAGAGGUGGAGGAAAAAACAAAUUUGUCUUAUGAUAUGAAAGAGUAUUCUAUAUUUGAAAAAAAUGAAAAUUUUUAUGAUGAAAAAAUAGAUGCACCAUAUGAUAUACAAAAUAACAUUUCAUCUGAUAGUGCAAACUUAUAUUCAGAAAACAAUAUAAUGCCCCAAGAAAAAACAAAUGUCAUAUAUGAUAAUAGGAAUAAUAUAUUUAAGAAUGGUCAAUAUAAUAAUCAUAUGAUACAUAAAAAUGAUGAUGAUAUUGGAAUACAUUGUAUGGACUAUUUUAUUGAGAAAAAAAAACAGCCACAAAUAAUAAAUGAUAAUGAGAAUAAUUCUUUUUUUGAAAUAAUUGAAGAAAUAGAAAAUAUUAGUAAAGAUAUCAUAGGAAAUAAUAUUAAUGAUGAAAAUAAUUAUGUGGAUUUUUCUAAAGAUAUUAUGAAUGAAAUUAAAGAGGAUGAUAUAGAAAAGGGAAAUAUUAGUGAUCAUUUUAAAGAUCUUGAAAAUGAACAGAUUGAAAAUAUACAAAUGAAUAGUAAUACAAUAAUAAAUAAUAAUAUUAUAACAAGUGAUAUUGUGGAUACUAAAAAGGAUACUGUAAAUAUGUACAAUAAAAAUAAAAAGAUGGAUGAUCAAAAUGAUCGAAUUAAUAAUCCAGUGGAUGAUCAAAAUGGUGAUCGAAUUAAUAAUCCAGUGGAUGAUCAAAAUGAUGAUCGAAAUAAUAAUCCAGUGAAUGAUCAAAAUGAUGAUCGAACUAAUAAUCUAGUAGAUGAUAAAACGAAUGAUCAAAUGGAUGAACAUAUAGAACAUGUACAAUGUGUGGACUUUCCAACAAACAAUAUUCAAAAUGUGUACACCCAAAUAAGCAAAAACCAAAAAGAAAAUAAUUAUAACAUGUUAAAUUAUUUCGAAAUAGAAAAUAAAAAAAGAAAAAUGAAAAAUGAAAAGCAAAAGGAACCAUUUAAUUUGUCUAUUCCAUAUGAUACUUCUAAUGAAUAUGACUUAAAAUGUUAUGAUGAUAUUUACAAUAUUUUAAUGAGAAAAAAUUAUUUAGAUAUCUUUCCUAUUUUUGAAGAAAAUAAAAAAUAUAACUUUCAUUAUAUGAACGUUAAAGAUUUCCAAAUAUUUUUAAGAAAAGAAAAAAAUAUUAUGAAAAGUGGUUUUAAUGAAAUGUACGAUUAUAAUGAUUAUAUACAUUUUUUCAUAGAAGAUAUUUUUCAUAUGAAUAUCAAAGAAUUUUUCUUUUUUAACAUAUAUAUAGAUAAUAUGAAUAAAUGUAUUACGAAAAAGAAUAUUUUAAUUAAUAAUAUUAGCAAUUCACAUAAUUUCAUUAACGAUUUUUAUCAAAAACAUGAAAAGGUACUUACAUUAGAUAUCUUUUAUAAAAAUAUAAGUUAUUCACUUUACUUUCUUAUUUUUAUAAAUUUAUUAACAGAAUUAUGGGAAAAGUUAUCAUUCGAUAUAAAACAAAUGAACCCUAAUAAAUUAUUAAAAUCUUUAAUUAAAUAUGUAAAUAAGAAAAAAAUAGUUCAAGUGCUAAAAUGUACUUAUUUAUAUCUUUAUAACAUAUAUGAACAGUUAAAUAAAACAUGUAUUGAUGAAAAGAAAAAGAAAAAAAUUAUUAAAAUUAUUAAAAAAAGUAAAAGCUUUAAAUCAAUUAAAAAAAAUAUAUACAAAAUUAAUAACUCCUGUUUUCAUUUGCUACUAUUUUUCUUGCCACUUUCGGUUCCUCCAUUUAAGAACAAAAUUAAUAUUUAUGAACACCUUUUAACCUAUUUUCUUAAAAAUAUUAAUAAAAUGAUUUUCAAAUAUAUAAAGGAUGAUAAAAAAGGUUCCUUUUUUACUAAUUUUGAAAUGCAUGAUUUGAAGAAGGAUAAACAUCAUCAUCACAAUAAUAUUGAAAAGAAAAGUUAUAAUCAUGAUACAAAAAAGGAAGUUGAACAAAAUAAUAAAAGUUUUCAAAAUAAUAUUUAUUAUAAUGCUAAAAAUAUGGGAAAUUAUAAUGGAAUAGAAAAAUUUUGUACACCUCAAGACAAUGGCGAGAAUAUAUGUACAGGUCAGGUAAAUGUACAAAAAAUAUGUACAAGUCAGGUAAAUGCACAAAAUAUAUGUACACGUCAGGUAAAUGCACAAAAGGUAAGUACAUAUCAUGACGAUGAAAAUUUAAAUUUAAGUAUUGAGGAAGAAGAUAUAAGUAAUUUUUCUGUAAUUAUUUCAAAUAGAGAUCCUUUAGAAAAAGUAGAAGAUUUAAGUAAAGAAAAGAAUGUAGAAUAUGAAACUUUAUUAACAAAUGACGAGGAAAUAAAAUAUAUAGAAGAAAAGACAGGUACGUUAUUUAUAAAUAAUAGUAUUGAAAAAGAAUUAGAUAGAAAUAUGAAAUAUAUAGUUGAUAAUAUUAUACAAAAUAGUAGGAAGAAUAUAUGUUUAUUAAAAAUAAAGAGUUUAGAAGAAUUAUUUCUGUAUUGUUUUGAGAUUAAUAAAAAUGAUUAUAUGUCUAUUAAUAAUUUAACGAAUGCGAUAAGGUAUAUAAAAGUUAAUGAUAAAAUAGAAAUAAUGGAGAAAUUAUUUGAAUCAUAUAUAAAAAGAAAUAUCAAUUUUUAUAAUAUAUUUUUUAAAAUUAUAAUUCCCCUUGUGAAUAGAAUAACAAAUAUAUUUGAAAACUUGGAAACCUUAUUUACGUUAUAUAUAAAUUAUAAUAUUAACAAGAAAAAAAAAAAAUUAUUUUAUUUUUACGACCCAUGGUUAUAUGGUUAUGAUGCCUUUUUAUCAUUCAUACAAUUGGAGGAUAUAAAAAAUGUGGGUGAAAAUAAUAAGGAUUUAUUUUAUAAAAAAAAAAAAUAUAUAUAUAUAAAUGAAAGAAAAGAAUAUAAUAAAGAUGAAAGUAUACAAAAUGUGGAAAACGAUUUAUAUUUAGAUGAUAUGGUAAUAGAAAAUAUAGAUGACUUUUUAACAUACUUUAGAGACCUUGAUAAAAAUUUUAUUUCAAAAAAUAUAUUUGAUACUCUUGAUAAUAUAUAUAGUAUAAAAAAUACUAGCCAUUUACUUUCUAUUAUUAAGAACAAACAAGAAAAAAGGAAAAAUAAAAUAAAUAGAAAAGGAAAAGAAAAAGAAAAAAUAAAAAGGAGACAAAAAAUAAACCAAGAAAUGAAUAAAUUAAAUAUGAGAAUAUAUUAUUCUCAUAUCUUAAAUUUGUGUAAUAAUGAAAGUUAUAUAAAAAUAAAUACAAGAGCAUUAAAAUAUUUAUUCUUUAAUUUGUAUUUCAAUUAA
Messenger RNA from Plasmodium adleri (nom. inval.), 5523 nucleotides. Its product is annotated as conserved Plasmodium protein, unknown function. The coding region runs from base 1 to 5523 and encodes 1840 amino acids. Lineage: Eukaryota; Apicomplexa; Aconoidasida; Haemosporida; Plasmodiidae. The transcript has a single exon. The record is from RefSeq and is a predicted model, not a curated record.